AUGCGAAUUUUUCUACAAGGAAAAAAGAAAUUUGGCUUCAUUACUGGUGCAUAUAGCAAGGAUAAUUAUAGAGAAAAACUGCAUAAGCAAUGGGAAACUUGUAAUGCAAUUGUGCUCUCUUGGUUGAUGAUCUCUAUUAGUGCAGAGUUUCUAUCUGGUAUUUUGUAUGCAACUAGAGCAUUUAAAGUAUGGGAGGAUUUGAAUGAGAGAUUUGACAAGGUGAAACAUAUGAGAUUGUAUCAAUUACACAAGGAAAUCACAAGGAGACAGAUUUUGCUGAAGGGAGUUACACCUACACUUAAUCAAGCAUAUGCCAUGAUAAUAGAGGAUGAAAUGCAGCAAUUAACUUAUGCAGUUUCUACAAAUGAGAAGAUAGAUCCAAUGGCAAUGCAGGUGAAUAGAGGACCAAAUAAGAGUCUUGGAAGCCAAAGUUAUAGAGGACCAAAUAUGAAUUUAGAAGUCAAGGUUAUAGAGAAAAAGUAUGAUUACUGUAACCAUGCUUCCACCAACAAUGAAGAGAACAAGGAAAUAAAUAAUGUAGUUUUGGCCGAAGGGCAUGGCUUCACUGAUGAAGAAUAUAAGCAGAUCAUGGAGACACUGAACAAAGAUCCACAAGAUGCAAAACAGGCUAACAUGUCAGGUAUAGCCACCUUUUUACCAUCCCACAUUGUGUCACAAGAAUGGAUAGAUGACUCUAGUGCUACUCAUCAUAUAGUUGUAAAUAAAGAAUUAUUGUCCACAAGUAAGAUAGUUAGGUCAACUAUGGAUAAGGUAAACCUUCCUAAUGAUGCAGAAGUUGACAUCUCACAUGCUGGUGAAGCCGUAGUAUCUCGGAAUGCAGCUGUGAAAGAUGUGUUAUUUGUGCCUGAUUUCAAGCUCAACCUGUUGUCUGUGUCCAAAGAUCUUUAUACUGGCAGGGUGAAAUGGAUUGGUAGAGAAAGAGGAGGUCUUUACAUACUUAAAGAUGAAAGUGGGACAAAUGGUUCAUCAGUAGAUAAAACAAAACUGAUAGCAAGAUUGACUGUUAAAGAUACUAUCUUAUGGAAUAAAAGGCUUGGACAUCCUUCUGUUCAAGUGUUGAAAUUUUUAGAUCUUUUGAAUCAUAAUAAAGACAUUGAG
Capsicum annuum is the source of this 1119-nucleotide messenger RNA. RefSeq lists its product as uncharacterized. The record is from RefSeq and is a predicted model, not a curated record. The annotation marks the transcript as partial. Lineage: Eukaryota; Viridiplantae; Streptophyta; Magnoliopsida; Solanales; Solanaceae. The transcript is spliced from 4 exons.